AUGGCGAAGAAAAGUGGCGGCAACCGGCUGCCAAGGAGCCUCUCUACCAAGAGCCUCCCGGCUUCUGGCUCCGUCAAAGAAGAGCCUGAGACGACACCGGACCCCAAGCACUUCCUCUUGAGCACGGCUCGACGCAGCCUUGAGGGUGCACUGUCAGGAUCCCCGCCAGUAGCUUUCCAGACACUGAAUCCGUGCAUCCUGUCCCUACCGAAAUCUGUGGCAGGAGCUGUGGAUACGCCUACGACGACGGAGAAGAAGGCCAAGAAGGAAACCAAAGCCAAGAAGGACGAAAAGGAGAAAGACAAGAAGAAGUCAAAGAAGAAAAAGAAGAAGAGCUCUUCCAGGAGCUCCAGCAGCGACAGCCCGCAGCAGGAGUCUUCCGACGAGGUGGCCUCCGACGAUAUGUUCGCAGAGGCUGCUUCCCUUUUCGGCUUGAGGCACAAAGACUUGGUUCGUGGGCCUUCGGUGUGUCGUUUGGAAGACCUCACAGCCCGGCAGCUAGCAUAUGUGCUCAGCGGCUUGACUUCGGCUCUACCGGCAGCUGAUGUACUCGAUCUCGGUGGACAGUUGGAAAGCCACCAGGUGGACCGGCUUCAGAGAGCCCGGAAGACCAAGCAACGGGAGGAAGAGAACGAAGCUGCUGUGAAGGCUUCGUCUUUAGAAUAUUUCUGCCGAGGCACCGGGAAGCAGCUCAACUCCUUGCUCCUCACGAACUGCCAGAAGCAGGGCUGGGCCCGUGACCACUUCGAGAAGGUUCUUACGGACCGUGUGCAGGUGCUCUCCCAGGAGGCGAGUGCCGAGUUGCAAGAGUGCUUGCUUGGUGGUGCCAAGAAGCGAAAGACCGAGGACCCCAAGAAGAUCAACCCAAACAAGGUGCGCCGGACCUCGAAGCUCCCUGAAUCCCCCCAGAAGUCUCCCUCCUUGCAAGACGACGACGAAGAGGAGGAGGAGGAGCAGGAAGGAAGGAGAGACAAAGGCAAGGAUGCAAAGGCAGGAGAGGAAGACUCAGGAUCCGAGAAGUCCGCCGACGGUGACGAGUCGGACGAUGACCUCUUCAAGGAUGGUUUCUCCCAAACCCCAGCAAAACCAUCCGGGCCUGGCCUCUUGGGCCAGCUCCCCGCCAAGUACACAGAGAUGGCAGCAUCCUUCGAGCCGGCUUUGAUGAAGACUUUCCCCGCAGAUUUCUCCAGGUCUGACUUGAUCUGCUUUCUCAAGACGCUGCACAAGGAAGAAAUCGUCAACUUGGACACAGCCAUGGAUGUCUGUGGGGUCGAAGGCGACCUCGCCGAGCACCUUGGCGAGUCCAGGCCGCACUACGAUCGCUUGAGUCUUCGUGGCAAGCGAAUGGUCACUGCUUGGCAGAAGAAGAUUCUUGCCAUCCCCAACUCAGGAAUGGCGGAGACGACCUGGUUCACGGAGCGCCUCCGUGAGCUGUGUGAGACCGAGCCGGAUUCGAGGGAUGCCCUCCGAGCGAAAAUCCGCGAGAAGAUCGAGUUUGUAGAUUCGUGCAUUCAGCACGGACGUGCUUUGGGUCAGAUUGCUUUGUCAAAAGGACUCUGGGAGGCACCUUCGGCUGUGCUUCGUGAUCAGAAUGAGGCUGUGGCUAAGUUCCGGAACAGAUGCUCCGAGUUGGGUCUGCCACUGCGGCCAGAGCUCUUCCAUGACCCGGAAGAAAGGCCAGAGGCUGCAGAGCCGCAGCAGCUGGCAGAAGCUGAAGCCACAUCCGCCUCGGCAAGUUCACCAGAGAAGAUUCGCAGCCCUACGAAGAUUCUGUAUCUCAAAGCCGCAGCUGGAAUCAAUGGUGUACUGCAGCUACACAAGGCCAUGAACAAAACAACAUGCACUGCACUCUGUCGCAUCCACAUGUCAAACAGGCCUGAGCAGCAGGGCACCCAAAUUGCAAAAGCCUGGAAAGUGGAUCUCGGUAUCCAUUUGCCACGCCGGCAAGAUUACAAAGGCAAGAUUGACAUCGUUGGAGUUGGUCUGCAGGUCCGUGGCUGUAAGCCGCCGCUCCAGGAGGCGGCCAUGGGAUGUUUGAUUCGUGUGCGCAAUUACGAAGUCCAGCUCGACAGCCUGAAUGACUUCCUAGAGUUCACCAACCUCAGACAGAGGUGGAGGUUUACAAAAAUCUUCACCAAGGGCCAGCAGAAACUGCAGACAGGCAUCAAACUGCACGUGCUCGCAUGGUUUCUGCUACGUGUGCCCUUCCUAGACAGCUUCGAGGACAUCAGCUACUCCCGCCUUCAACGGCGAUUGCUCCACCGCCUCAGCCAAGCAGCCGAGCAAAAUUUCCCCGCAAUCCUUCGACCUGACCUACCUGUUCUGCAAGCAGACCAUAAACUGCACCCGGCGAAGAAGGGAGGAGGAUUUCUUGGUGCAACAUCCGACCAGAGCCUAGAGAAUAUGGACUUGAAGGGGGUGCUCCCGGUCCAUUAUAGCAGGACUGCAGCGGAUUUCUACUUCCGGUACAUCCGGAAAACUGGCGAGAUCUUGGCGGAGGAGAUUGCCAAGAUGACCCUGAAGAGCUUCAGUGUCCUCUGCGUUUGGCUUCCGGUGGUGUGCUGCAAUGACUUUGCAGCAGUGGGCACUUUGCAAAAGAUGGAUCCCCACCACGUGAGUGAGGUGGAUACUGCUACGAAGAUGAAAGCUGCAGCCCAGAUCGCCGGUGCUACAGCAGAUCUCCUGGUGGCCGACCGGCCUCGCAAGAUCAAAGAAGUGCACCAAAAGAAGCUUGCUGCCAAAGAGCAGCUGCAGGCCCUCCACAACUGCAUCCAACAUAUGGGCAUCAACUUCGACCAGCUCUGGCCGGAUGAAAGCCUCCGUCCCAUCAACCCGCUGAUGGAGCAGCGGCUGUGUCACCGCUUUGAAGGGGAAGACAGGAUGUAUGUGCACAAUGCGAUGACCUCCGAGUGCCACUGGGAGCCUUUGAACGGGGCUCACUACCGCCUCGUCUUGGCACCGGACGAGGGAUCCUCAUUGUUCACGGGCUUUAUGUUUUUGGCUUCGAAAGGAGCUGCCAUUGGGUUCAACCGUGACGAGUGGAAUGGCCUCGCGCCAACCGAGAACGAAGAUGAGGACUUCGAAAAUGUCGUCGGCAUUCUCUCGAAGUUGGUGAAGCCACUCGGCUUUCACAAUGCCGGCGUCAACCCGUUCCACAUUCUCUCCAAGCAGGCCGAUGUGGAGGCUCCUGAAUCCAGCUUCGAGAAAGUCGUGGAUUUGACGGCUCUACGUGUGAACUUUUCCAGGGACCCGCUGACAGCAGAAACGCUACUCGAGCAAGUGCUUGCCUACCUCGCAUGCUGUUUCGAACUCCUGGAGUACGCCUCCUACCUCCGUUCCUUCCCUGCCUUGUCGGCUGCCCUCCUAGCUACAGAAAGCACAGAGGCCACUCGGGCACAGGUUCUGCAGGAAGCAAAAGCAGAGUGGAGCACGGUGUUGGACAUGGAAAAAUCGACAGCAGGGAUUUGCAAUGAGUCCGAAGAGAAGCUUACACCGGCCACUCCCGAGUUGACUGAGAAGGACUGGGAGGGCAAAGAGGUCAGGGCGCUGAAGCACAAAAUUUGGAGCCCCACUUCGGCCCUGCCGUGCAAGAACAUCCGCUUGGAGGAAAUCUUGAAGCCGUUCGCAACCACGAAUGGAGAAAGCCCGAUCGACGCCUCGAACCACUUCUGGGUUGCAAGCUGCUUUGAGAGAGGAGUUGUUUUUCGGCACGAGGGCAAAUUCUUCAUGUGCACAGGCAACACCUAUAAGAGAACCACUAAUAUCCGCGAUGCCUGGGCUUCAUUCCCUCUUCAGGCUGAGAUCUUUCAGUGCACUUUCCACGUUGCAGAUGCUGCCCUUGCUGCAAAGACAGGCAGCAUUGUGAUUCGGAGGGCCCCAAGGGGCUGGAGCCUCCUGGUGUUUUUGUUUCGAACAGAACGCAUUCUUACAAUCACAUCAGCUGCACUGACUGAGCUUCUCCUUUUGGAGGGCAUGAGAUUGCCGAAGAACGCUGCAAAAGCAGCGAAGAUCAGAAAGCUCAUGGAGUCUACUUCUGUGGCCGAGCACACAGAUCAGAACUUGAGGGACAAGAUCGAAGCACAGCUUUUGCAUCAAGAUCAGAAGAAAAAGCGAAAGGGCGAUACAGGCGAUGAGCAAGAUGAAGAGGGCGACGUGGAGCAGGCAGAGCAGGAGAUCGAUCCUGCUUGUGUUGCUUGUGAGCAGCUUCUCGCUGACCUGGACAGAGAGGAGGAGGCUGACCGAGUGGACGCGACUGGGCCGAUUUUUAACAUCUGUUCCCGUGUCAAUUACAAAAUAAAUGUUCUAGACCUUUGCAAACUAACACAAAGAAAGCAUUCCACAGACCCACAUUGA
Molecule: messenger RNA, 4353 nt
Organism: Symbiodinium sp. CCMP2592
Lineage: Eukaryota; Dinophyceae; Suessiales; Symbiodiniaceae
Source: the annotation of a GenBank genome assembly